AACAUGCAAAACACACAAUAAUAAUCCACUCACAAAGUAAAAAAAAUCACACCGAUAUUCUACAAUUUGAAAAAAAAAAAUAUCUUAUUCAGUUAUAAUGGAUCUUUCACUUGUACUUGCUUCUUCAACUCCAUCUAUGUCCACCAAAAUGUUGCUUCAUCCUCCGAGGAGAAACUCAUCGUCAUUCCUAGCAAACAAGAAAUUCAGAGUCCCUCCUCCAACUCAAUGCAAUAUUAAUGCAUCAACUAAAGUUUCUGAUAAUAGCCAAGCAAUUGUUCGUCGAUCUGAGAACUUUUUUCAACCCUCUAUUUGGCAUUAUGAUUAUAUCCAGUCAUUGAGCAGUGAAUAUAAGGGAGAUGUGUACGUAGAGAAAAGCCAAAUGCUAAGGGAAAAAGUAAGAAUGAUGCUUUUCAAAGUGGAAAAUAGUGUUGAUCAACUUGAGCUUAUUGAUGUCUUGCAAAGACUUGGAGUGGCCUAUCAUUUUAAUAAUGAAAUAAGGAACAUGUUGGACAAUAUUUACAACUUGAUGGAUAACUCAAAGAAGGAUAAUAAUUUAUAUGCUACAGCACUUGGGUUCAGACUCUUAAGGCAACACGGUUAUGAUGUAUCAACAGAUAUGUUUCUGAGCUUUCAAGAUGAAAUGGGCAACUUCAGUCAACACUCAUCAAUUGAUGUUGAGGGAAUGCUAUCACUUUAUGAAGCCUCAUUUCUUUCAUUCGAAAAUGAAACUAUAUUGGAUGAAGCUAAAGAUUUCACCUCAAAAUAUCUCAAAGAAUAUUUGAGCAAGAAUAAUGAUGAAAGUAAUGAUCAUCAUGACCACUACUUAUCACUCCUAAUUAAUCAAGCUUUGGAGCUUCCAUUACAUUGGAGAAUUCCUAGAUGGGAGGCUCAAUGGUUCAUUAAUGCAUAUGAACAAAAGAAAAACAUGAAUCCACUUUUACUUCAGUUAGCUAAAUUGGAUUUCAACAUUCUUCAGACAAUAUACCAAGAGGAACUCAAAGUCUCAUCAAGAUGGUGGAAGAACACUGGGCUUGGUGACAAGUUAAGCUUUGCAAGAGAUAGGAUGGUAGAGAAUUACAUUUGGACUGUUGGAAACAAUUUUGAGCCACAGUUUGCGAAUUUAAGAACGGUCAUAACAAAGGUCAAUGCCCUAAUCACCACCAUUGAUGAUGUUUAUGAUGUCUAUGGAACCUUCGAAGAGUUGGAGCUUUUUACAGAUGCAAUUGAAAGAUGGGAUCCAUUUACCAUUGAUAAUCUCCCAGAUUACAUGAAAUUGUGUUUCCUAGCACUUUAUAACUUCGUGAAUGAGUUGGCAUAUGAAAUUUUCAAAGAUCGUGGCUACAAUGUCACUCCAUACCUACAGAAAUCGUGGAUAGAUCUAUGCAAAUCAUAUUUUAUUGAAGAAAAGUGGAAUCAUAGUGGAUAUACUCCAAGCUUCGAAGAAUACAUAGAGAAUGCAUGGGUCUCCAUAAGUGCACCUGUUAUACUUGUUCACACUUAUGUUCUGAUUCCACAAUCAUUUAAAGAAGACGAAUUGCUUCAGUACUCUGACGUCAUCAAAUAUUCAUCAAUGAUUUUACGCCUUGCUAAUGACCAGGGAACAUAUGAGCGUGAGAAUGAGACUGGUGACUUCAUUAAGUCAAUUCAAUGUUUGAUGAACGAAAAUGAAGUUUCUGAAACAGAUGCACGUGAACGCAUAAAAUCCAUGUUAAGCAUAGUAUGGAAGAAGAUGAACAAAGAAGCUCAUGAUUCUCCUUUGUCUAACCGUUUCAAAGAAAUUGCUAUGAACCUUGGAAGAAUGGCACUAUGCAUGUACCAACAUGGAGAUGGCCAUAGCAUUCAAUAUUCUCAAAUCAAAAAUCGCAUAUUAUCAUUACUUAUUCAACCCAUUCAAGAUAAUAUAUAUGUAUGAAGGGCAUGCAAAAAAGUAAUUAUAUAAAUCUCAUAGGUGAAUAAUUAUAUAACAUUAUCUAGAAUGACAUUUUCUUUUCAUUUCAAAAUCUGAGUGCUAUAUAUGUAUAUCCAUUUGCUAUUGAAAUAAAUAAAGAGACGAGCAUUAGCAGUUGUUCUCUCCA
Molecule: messenger RNA, 2075 nt
Organism: Arachis duranensis
Lineage: Eukaryota; Viridiplantae; Streptophyta; Magnoliopsida; Fabales; Fabaceae
Product: terpene synthase 10
Exons: 7
Coding region: 98-1912 (604 amino acids)
Biological process (GO): diterpenoid biosynthetic process
Molecular function (GO): magnesium ion binding; terpene synthase activity
Source: RefSeq, a predicted model, not a curated record